Molecule: messenger RNA, 1354 nt
Organism: Mugil cephalus (flathead mullet)
Lineage: Eukaryota; Metazoa; Chordata; Actinopteri; Mugiliformes; Mugilidae
Product: gap junction beta-3 protein-like
Exons: 2
Coding region: 136-867 (243 amino acids)
Biological process (GO): cell communication
Cellular component (GO): connexin complex
Source: RefSeq, a predicted model, not a curated record
CUACCAACCAAAGCUACCUCCUGAAUCACAGUGAGUCUAUUUCCCAGACAGGGCAGAGGAUGGACUGAGAGGAAACCAGAAAUCUAAGGUUUCUUAACAUUACCAGGUUAAAAGAAAUCAACCAAAGCAGAACUCAUGGACUGGAAGUUCCUCGAGGGUCUCCUCAGUGGAGUCAACAAAUAUUCCACUGCCUUCGGACGGAUCUGGCUAUCAGUGGUCUUCGUCUUCCGGGUGUUGGUCUUCGUGGUGGCUGCAGAGCGGGUCUGGAGUGACGACCAGGGCAACUUUGACUGCAACACUCGGCAGCCUGGUUGCACCAACAUCUGCUACGAUUACUUCUUCCCCAUCUCUCACAUUCGCCUCUGGGCCCUCCAGCUCAUCUUUGUCACUUGCCCUUCCUUCAUGGUGGUGCUGCACGUAGCUUACAGGGAAGAGCGGGAACGCAAGUACAAGGCCAAGCACGGCGAGAACUGCCGGCUUUACGACAACCCGGGCCAGAAGCACGGUGGGCUGUGGUGGACCUACCUGAUGAGCCUCUUCAUCAAAACCAGCGUCGAGGUCACUUUCCUCUACUUGCUCCACUACAUCUACGACAGCUUCAAGCUGCCCAGGAAGGUCCAGUGUGAUGUCAGCCCCUGUCCAAAUUUGGUGGACUGCUACAUAGCCCGACCGACUGAGAAGACCAUUUUCACCUACUUUAUGGUGGGGGCAUCUGUGUUGUGUGUGAUACUCAACAUUUGUGAGAUUUUCUAUCUGAUUGCUUCCCGGGUGGUGAAUCUCAAGCAUCGAGGCAUCGUCCACACCACACCUAGGAGGGUCCACCCUGACGUGGACUGUGAUGGCUGCAAGUCCUCUCUUGCAUCAUAGCUGGAGACUCAAGUCUUUCUAUGCUCUAGAUAACCAAGCAUUGGGAAAUCUGUUUUUUUUUUUUUUGUUGUUGUUGUUGUUUUUUUUUCACUGUAAUUGUUCCUCAAAUGUAAGACAUCCUCAGUCAGCUGUAGCCUGAUAUUAGCUCUUUACCUCUGCCGUCUGGACUGACUGACUGGAGGCAUGAUUAUAGAAACCAGUGAUUCCUUCAAUGCACACAUAGUAUUGUUUAUCAAGUAUUGUCAUUAGACAGCCUCGAGGGUAUCCUCUGAGGGUACAUUUAUACAUUGUAUAGGAUAUAACAGACAUUUUCUAUUAUCUCAGUUUUUUUUUUUUUUGUUGUUUUGUUUUUUGUUUUUUUUAAAUAUUAUUAUGAUACAACUAUGUAAUGAAAUCAUCACAGAAUGAUUGGUCAAGUGAUGAAAGUGUAUGCAUUCUCUCCACAGCAAUGACAAUAAAGGUUUUGUCUUACUAUGAUGCAACCAGA